This is a messenger RNA of Hydra vulgaris (swiftwater hydra), 2021 nucleotides long. RefSeq lists its product as uncharacterized. NCBI's taxonomy places the organism in Eukaryota, Metazoa, Cnidaria, Hydrozoa, Anthoathecata, Hydridae. The record is from RefSeq and is a predicted model, not a curated record.
UUAUACUUUAUAAGGUUCUAAUAAAUCUUUUGAUCUUCCUUUGGAUCAUAGCUUAUAUUUGAAUGUUUACAGUUUAUACUUUAGGUUCUAACGACAAGAUCUUUUGAUCUUCUUUUGGAUUCUGGUUUGUAUUUGAAUGCUUACAAUUAAACUGUGUGCGCAUCUUUACAUUUGUAUGUAUAACCAAUAUAUGAUUUUUCAAAAAAUAAUCAACAUAUUAUCAUACUUUCAAUCAGAAAAAAUGAUUGCAAUCAGUGUUGCAUUUUAUUUACUGCUUUCCACAACUUCUAUAUUACUAUUGGCACAAAUAAAUGUAUCUGUAGCAUCGAUAACCCAAGUAAAUGGCUCGUCAUUACUUGAAAAACUACGCGAGGAAAUCUCAAGCACAUCUCAAGUUAAUGUAUUUAGUCUUUCUUCAAGUCAAACAGUUGAAAUAAUUAGAUGUACAACUUUGAUUAGAUCUUUUUGUAAUUCUUUUAUACCAAAUGAAAAUAGUUCAAAAACAUAUAGUUCGAUAUUAUUUUUUCCAUCAACAACCCAAGUAAAUGACUCACCAUUAUUUGAAACACAACUUGAAAAAAUAACCACAAAUCAAAUUACUUUAUAUAAAAGUCAACCAGUUGCAAUUGAUAUAUCCUAUAUUACACCUUCAAUCACUUCAAUUGGCAUUUUAAAAAAUGAAGAAAGUUCUAAGUCACAAGAUUUGAGUCCUAGAAUAUAUAGUCACUCAUCAUCAUUCAACACACAAAACAAAAUCUCAGACCUACACAUACUAAACAAAACAAUCUCAAGCACACAUGCACUAAACAAAAUCUCAGGCUUAUCUCAAAUUAAUGUUUUUACUACCUUUUUAACUAAAACACUUGAAACAAAUGGAUGUUUUUCUUUGUUCUCGAUUUUUUGUACCCCAAUAUUUAGUACACCUUUAUAUACUUCAAGCUCCUUAUUACAAAGUGAAAGAAAUUAUAAAUCACAAGGUUUGAGUCCGAGAUUAAAUAGUUUAACAGUAUUUAGUAAAUCGAUAACCCACGUAGAUGAUUCGACAUCUUUUAGCAUUAUAGACAAUAUAAUCUCAAGCACAUCUCAAAUUUAUAUUUCUGAAGUAUUUUCAAGUCAAAAAAAUGAAAUAAUUGAAAGCAGUGAGAUUUUGACUUCGUCAUUUUUCUAUAGUAAAAUCUAUAGUUCAACUUCUACUACUUCAAGUUCCCUUGCACCAAAUGAAAGUUAUUGUAAAAUACAAGUUUCGAGUCCGAGAGUGUAUAGUUCAACAGUAUUUAGUGUACCAAUAACCCAAGGACGUGACUCGUCAUUAUUUAACUCACUAAGCAAGCAUAUCUCAAGCAAUUCUCCAGUUUAUGUAUUAACUGUAUCUUCAAGUCAAAAAAUUGAAAUAAUUGAAAGUAGUGAGAUUUUAACUUCGUCAUUUUUUUAUAGUCAAACCCAUAGUACACCUUCAAUUAACUCAAGCUCCUUUGCACUAAAUAAAAGUUAUUAUAAAGCACAAACUUUGAGUCUGAGAGUAUAUAGUACAAUUAAAUAUAGUGAAUCAAGUUCUAUUAAAAAUUUUAUUGUUGAUAUUAACAAAAUGAAAGAAGAUAAAAAAUCUCCAAGACUAGCAUCCUGGAUAAUUGUGUUGAUUGUUGUAUCAGUCUUUUUAAUUACUAUGGUAAUAGUAAUCUUGUUAAAAAAAAAUCUAAAAAAAGUUCAAAAUAGAGUUCAAUUAUUUCGAUUCUCACGACGUAUUUAUCCGAAUGUAUCUAAUGUUAAGGACGCAGAAGCACCGCAAAGUACGUCCUUAACAGUUAAUUCGCAGAAAAACACAAAGUAUAACGUUGAUUCCUGCAGAUUAAAUGAUAUUCUCAGUACUAAGUAUAAAUCCAGAACUGAAGCUGAUGAGAAAAGUGACUUAUAAAAUGUAGUCGUAAAACAAAACUGAAGUCAUCUAAAAUAACAAUCUAGUUUUAUCCUAGUACUAAGUACGAAUUUGUAAAUGGUAGUUUCAAAUUAUAUACAUUAUGCUC